AUGAGUCGGAAGAAGGGGAAGAAAAGAGACGUUCCUGCUGCCGUAACCCACGAUACUUCAGCCUCCUAUGACGUCGCUACAUUAUCCGAAGCACGAGAGCUACAAACCCAAGAGCUGGAAGUGUUGCAAGCUAUUUACGAUCAAGACCUGACAAUGCAGAGCUCUACACCGCUGUACACCUACAUCUUCACUAUCCGAUUGUUGUGUGAAGCCACGUCGGGCACAGCUACGACGGCCGAAGUGCUGCUGCAUUUCGACUUGACACGGGCGUACCCAAUCAAACAGCCGCCCAACAUCACGGUGGAAGCCAAGCACGGCUUGUCGGAUACGGAGACGCAAAAACUGACGCGUGGGAUGGAGAAACUCGCGCUGGAGAAAGUGGGGGACGCAGCCGUGUACGACCUCGUUGUCUUUGCCACCGACUUUAUCCAAGACCAUCUAAAGGACCAAUCGUCAUUUUUCGACCAAAUGAUGACUCGGCAACAGGAUAGAGAGACACAGGAUAAGCUGGCAGAGGACGCACUGCUGCAGCAACAAGAAGAACAGGCUCGAGCAAAAAAUGAGGAAAUUUUGGCGCUUAUUGACGCUGAGAGAAGAAAAAGAGAGACGAUGAAGAAGACACGAAGGAGACGGAGGAGACACCGAUUAAGUAUUGAUGGAGACUGUAGUGGUAGUGAGGGUGGGAUCCUAUCAAGUAGUUGCCAACAGCAGCCAAAUGCAUCUUCCAAGCGGGAUGAAAUUGUGUCAAGUGUGCUGGAUUCGGACUCGGAUGAGUCGGACUUGGACGCAGUGACGGCUGCAAAGCGAUACCAGUCCAGGUAUCAAGGUGAUUUUAAGGAGCUAGGGCUACUAGGACGCGGGGGAGGAGGAGAGGUAGUGCAGGUACGUAACCGUCUAGACCGACAGCUUUACGCUGUCAAGAAGGUCAAGCUAGAUCCGGAUGAUAAGACGAUGAAGAAGAAGAUUUUGCGUGAAGUAAAGACAAUUUCACGAAUGCAGCACCGACAUAUUGUGCGAUACUUUCAGGCAUGGAUUGAAGGCAAAGGUCGAAUGUCUAGCGACGACGAAGAGGAUUCUAAACUGGAAGUCGGCAAUCUAAGUGACGAAGACAAUUUGCCAAGUGACGGCGCUGUAAGUGAGGAAGAAAAUGUGUAUGGCGAUGUGAGUCUUUCGUCUAGUGUUGACGAUGGACUGGGGCCCAUGACGUCUACAGACGAAGAUGAAGAUGACUGGUUAGGCACGAUGGGUGGCAGCACGGGACUGUGGCCUGUGUCGACGUCUCGCCACGACUCUCGUAGUCUACGUAGUAAAAGCCAAACAUAUAUGCUAUCGUCGCAUAGUUAUGCAUCCGAGAGCUUUCCUGAUGAUGGCUUUGAGUGGGAAGCACUGGAAGAAGCUCCGAUGGAAGAGGUCGACUUCAGUGACGAUGGAGAUGUUGUAUAUCCCGGUGAAAAACGGUCUCUUAGAAAUUCUGUGUUCGAGGACAAAAGGAAGCUGGAGAAAUUGUACAUUCAGAUGGAGUUUUGCGAGGGAAACGCUCUCAGAGAGGUGAUAGACAAGGGAGGUUUAUGGAAAGACGCCGACAAAAUUUGGACGAUGUUUCGCCAAAUCCUGGAGGCGCUUGUCUAUAUUCAUCGUCAGGGCAUUAUUCACCGCGAUAUCAAGCCACCUAACGUGUUUCUGGACUCGGAGGGAACUGUAAAGCUAGGAGAUUUUGGUCUCGCCGUUCGGCCUCCCAAGGUCACGGACGACGAUAGCAACGGUGACUCCUCCCCUUCUGGAGAAACUAUGACUGGCGCGGUAUUAUCCGAGUCAAAUGGGUCAUCAGCUGCCGAGUUUUAUGGGCGACUGAAGCUAGAAAACUUGGAAAGCACAAGAGUUGUCAGUCGAUCAAGCGUCCUGCAGAAUAGCAACCUGAUGACGACAAUGUCAGCGAACGUCGUUGACGGUAGUAUCACUGCUGGCGUCGGUACAGCGUAUUAUCGGGCACCCGAGCAAGAGAGAGAAGGGCAGCGGUAUAAUCAGAAAGCGGAUUUGUUCUCUCUCGGGAUUAUGUUCUUCGAAAUGUGGUCACAGCCAUUCACGACUCUGAUGGAGCGUGCACAAGUACUUAGUAGACUGAGGGAAAAGCACGAACUACCUGAAUCUUUCAGCGCGCCGGAUGAUGUGAAAAAGAUUAUUCUGUGGCUCUGCGAGCGCGAUCCGUCUAGACGACCAAACGCAAAGGAGCUACUGGCGAGCCCACUAUUGCCUGCAAAGAUAGAGAUCGAAGGCUCCUAUCUUCGAGAGGCUCUGAAAACUCUUGCAAACCCACAGGGUAAAUUUUUUAGCCAACUUAUUGAUGCCCUGGUCUCACAGAAGCCUCUUAGUCACGCCGACUACACGUACGAUCAUUUGGAGUCCAUCAAAAUGCGCAGCUACGAGGUUCAAUUACGCGCAAAAACAUACGUCAGGAACGUUUUACAGAAAGUGUUCCAGCGCCAUGGAGCCGUCGAAAUCUCAACACCGCUGCUUAUGCCAAGGUUAUCCGAGCAGAGCUUUAACAACAUCACUCUGAACGCCCCGUCAAACGCAUCAAUGAUGUUAGACGGUAACGGUGUGUCAGUAUCGCUUCCAUUUGAUUUGACAGAGAGGCUUGCUCGCUUCGUGGCACGGCGCAACAUUUCACGUCUGAAGUGCUUCCAAUUCGACCGAGUAUACCGGAAGAGCGUUGGUGGUGGUCAUCCACGCGAGUUCACCGAGUCUGACUUCGAUAUCAUUUGGGAUGAUAGUGGCUGUUUUCGUUUCUUGGAGCUGGAGGGAUUAGAAGUGGUCUCAAGUGUGAUUAAGGCGCUGCCGAGCUGUCUGGGUUCCUACUAUUUGCGCUUCAAUGACGCUCGAAUGACGCACGGCAUUCUUGACCUUUGCCGCGUUCCCAACAGUGCUCGUCGCGAAGUGCAACGGCUACUUUCGAACGAAGUUUCAUUCUAUGUGCACGCUGGUCCAUCUUCCACUCAAGCUCCGAGUCUGAAACCAGGACGCUGGAAGUUUGUCGCGAAGCGAUUGAAACACUACGGGGUAUCGGCAAGCUCUAUUGAUGCACUCAAACCAUUCUUCUUGCUACCGGAAGACUGCCUUACGUCGCUCGACAUUAUUGAGUUGGAGGUGCAAAAAUUGUUUGCAAAAAAUCGGGCACUUGCGAACCGAGACUCCGCGACGGCAGCAGAUGGUAAUCCUGGCUCUUCAUCUCCGAUAGACCGGAAACAGAUCCAAAAACGUGAUGCACAGCUACGACGCAUCGUCGAAGAGGUGACUGAGGGUAGUACGUCCUUACGCAUAUUGUUGCAAGGCAUGCAGUUUCUUCGGCUGUCAGGUCCAGUGUGCACACGAUUGGAUUUGGGGUUGAGCCCACGUCCCGAGCGCUAUACGUCGGGUUUCAUAUUUCAGGCAAUAUUGCUUGAGGACGCCUCGUAUAGUGAUCAUAAUGGUGAUACGGCUGCUUCCUUGUUGAUCGCGACGACGGACAAUCAGAUCAUCAUCGCUGAAGGGGGACGCUACGACGCUUUAGUUUCACGCUUUAAACUCACAACGGCGUACGCAAACGCUUCAUCUGUCGCUGCGAUGGGUGUACGUUUUGCCAUCGAUAAGAUUGUAUCGUUGCUAGCUGAGUCCAUGUGUACUGCGUUGCUGGAAUUCAAGUCUCCAGCCUCAGAAGUCCUGACGAGUGGCCGCAAGGUUUUGAUUUGUUCGGCAGGUAAGACAUCGGACACGAUGCUUUUUCGUAUGCAGCUUGCAAUGCUGUUAUGGGGACACGGCAUUAGCGCAGAAUAUCUACAUCCAGAACCGCUGCACCUUGAAGACCUCGAAGAUUACUGUGCUCAGCAAAACAUCCAAUGGAUGGUGAUUGUGCAAAACCACAUGAUGCGAGAGAAGCAACAGGUGAAGAUUCGAGCAGUGAACAACCAUUCUGAUGCUGAUGUGGUGACAAAUGUGACAUCGUUGCCAGAGUGCAUUGUCGAGCUACAGACGAACACUGGCAAAAGCUCCCACGGUGACAUUGCAGCUGGUGGUGGCCGUGGACAUGAUUAUGUUGGAAAAAGUAUGAACAGCAGCACUAACGGCGGUGAUGGCAAUAAUUCUUCAUCUACUGGCAACACAUUGCAGCCUAUCUUUGAUGUAAGGGUGGUUGAUGCAAAGUAUCAAUCGAGAGACAGGAACUACCGCAACUAUCAGCUUGAUACCCAGAAAGUCACGCGUCGUGUAUCAAAGUGGAUCUCUUCGAGCUUUUCCGCUCGUGCGGACGAUGCCAUGAAAGUAUUGUCGAUAGAUCUCCCGUUUGCUCUUGUACGAGAGAUGUCAUCGGCGUUAAUGGAAGCGGGGCACGAUGGCAUCGACACGAUGUGCGCUAAUAAUCCACGAUAUCGAAAACAGCUUAAGUACACGAUGGAAGAAAUUCUGACUUUAAUGCCCGAAUCCACUUCACGUCGUGGUGGUCGUGAACGAUAUGUGCUCUUGCAUAGCAUGGUAGAUGAUCGAUAUGACAUGAUGUCUCUUAAUUCCUCGUCAACGUCUCAUUGUAAAAAAUACUAA
Molecule: messenger RNA, 4569 nt
Organism: Peronospora farinosa
Lineage: Eukaryota; Oomycota; Peronosporomycetes; Peronosporales; Peronosporaceae
Source: the annotation of a GenBank genome assembly